Limanda limanda (common dab) is the source of this 2567-nucleotide messenger RNA. It is a transcript of the gene dhcr24, whose product is annotated as 24-dehydrocholesterol reductase. The record is from RefSeq and is a predicted model, not a curated record. Bases 105 to 1655 code for a protein of 516 amino acids. The transcript is spliced from 9 exons. NCBI's taxonomy places the organism in Eukaryota, Metazoa, Chordata, Actinopteri, Pleuronectiformes, Pleuronectidae. Gene Ontology annotation, biological process: steroid metabolic process. Gene Ontology annotation, cellular component: cytoplasm; membrane. Gene Ontology annotation, molecular function: FAD binding; Delta24(24-1) sterol reductase activity.
GAGUUCAGCCACAGGAGAAGCAGCAGUGGUCAAAGGUAUCUCACCUGGAAACUGUCCCACAGUCUCCCAGUCUCUCAGUGUGGUCCCUGAACCCAGCAGACGACAUGUCUCUGCUUCUGUAUCUGGGAGGACUGGUCGCGCUGCUGCUGCUGUGGAUCCGAGUCAAAGGUCUCGACUACGUGAUCGUUCACCAGCGGUGGAUCUUUGUGUGUUUGUUCCUGCUGCCGCUGUCCGUCAUAUUCGAUGUCUAUUACUAUGCGCGCACGUGGCUCAUAUUCAAGAUGUGUUCUGCGCCCAAACUGCACGACCAGCGGGUGCGAGACAUCCAGAGACAGGUGCGUGAGUGGAAGAAGGACGGGGGUAAGACCUUCAUGUGCACCGGUCGGCCCGGCUGGCUCACCGUGUCUCUCAGAGUCGGCAAAUACAAGAAAACACACAAAAACAUCAUGAUCAAUAUGAUGGACAUUCUGGAGGUGGACACAAAGAAGCAGGUGGUGAGAGUUGAGCCGCUGGCCAACAUGGGCCAGGUAACCGCUUGCCUCAACCCGAUUGGCUGGACUCUGCCAGUGCUGCCGGAGCUGGAUGACCUCACUGUGGGUGGUUUGGUGAUGGGUACAGGCAUUGAGUCGUCCUCUCAUAUUUACGGCCUGUUUCAGCACAUCUGUGUUGCAUUUGAACUGGUGCUAGCUGAUGGCAGUUUAGUUCGCUGCACUGAGGAGGAAAACUCCGACCUGUUCCACGCUGUCCCGUGGUCCUGUGGUACUCUGGGAUUCCUGGUCGCAGCUGAAAUCAAAAUAGUCCCCACUAAAUCGUGGGUGAAGCUGACCUAUGAGCCAGUCAGAGGGCUGGAGAACAUCUGCAAGCGCUUCACCGAAGCGUCGGAGAACAAGCAGAACACGUUCGUCGAGGGCCUCCAGUACAGUCUGGACACUGCUGUCAUCAUGACGGGAACCAUGACUGACAACGCAGAGCCUGAUAAGAUUAACAGGAUCGGGCUGCACUUUAAACCCUGGUUCUUCAAACACGUGGAGAGCUACCUGACGAAUGACCACACUGGAGUGGAGUACAUUCCUCUGAGACAGUACUACCACAGACACACACGCAGCAUCUUCUGGGAGAUUCAGGACAUCAUCCCAUUCGGUAACAAUCCGGUCUUCCGCUGGGUUUUCGGAUGGAUGGUUCCUCCUAAGAUCUCUCUGUUGAAGCUCACACAGGGAGAGACCAUCAGGAAGCUUUACGAACAGCACCACGUGGUCCAGGACAUGCUGGUUCCCAUGAAGAAUCUGCAGGACGCCAUCACAUGCUUCCACAAGAACAUCAAAGUUUACCCUCUGUGGCUGUGUCCGUUCCUGUUGCCUUCAGGCAGAGGGAUGGUUCAUCCCAAAGGUGAAGAGGAUGAGCUGUACGUGGAUAUCGGGGCUUACGGAGAACCUAAAGUCACACCCUUUGAAGCUAAAGCAACAACACGUCAGCUGGAAAAGUUUGUGAGAGAUGUGCACGGGUUCCAGAUGCUGUAUGCAGAUGUGUACAUGGACCGAGAGGAGUUCUGGGAGAUGUUUGAUGGACAACUGUAUCACAAACUGAGAGAGGAACUGGGCUGUAAAGAGGCCUUUCCCGAGGUUUACGACAAAAUUAGUAAAUCUGCUCGACACUGAGACAAUGUCUGCAACUCACAAUAUGAAGACAUUUCCUCAAAAGCAAUAAGCUGUUUUACACAAAGAGACAUAUCAGACUUUUCUAUGGUGGAAUUAAGCUUUGUACAAACAAGCUAAAACGAUAGACUGUGUCUUUAAGGUUCAGUGAUUCUAAUCUAGUGACAUCUAUUAGUGAAGUUGCGUGUUUAAUGACAAGCCUUCAGUUUAAUUAUUUGAAUACAAACAGGCCAUUCUAGGGUAAAGAAAACAACAAUUUGUCAAAUUCAGAUGAAACACACUAGUGAAACUUGACAAGGAUUAUUUUAUAUUCAACUUCUGCCAAUAUAUCACUUUCUUACACGCUGGACCUUUUAAGAACGCUCUCCUAUCAAUGUGAAACAGGAGCACAAGUAUCAUUAAGCUUUGAAGUCAUGAAUGUAUUCACUAUUUCCUUUUACUGUGCACAAGUAUUUAACACUCAUGGUUAAAUUUGCAGCUUGAAUAAAAAACGUAUAUGUAUCAUGUGCUUGUUUCAGAGCGUACUUCAACAAAGGUCUUAUUUUUUCCCCUUCUUUUAAAGUGUGUUAUAUAACUUUACUUUACUAUACUGUAACACCCAAGUGCUGUACACUCAUUACAUAUUACCUCCUAAUUAGCUUCAUACAGACAUUUUAGCACUCUUUAUGUAGAGUCCAGAUAAAAACAAACUGUAAAAAAUUGGCUUCUAUUUUGACAUGUAAAUGAGAUCAUUGAACCAUUGAAUGUAACCGUAUCAAACCCUUUUGGUUUUAAAAUGUACGUUAUAGAGUGGUUUCCCCAUUGUCCUUCAUUUGUCACAGAAUAAUGUAUGGAUAUUCUGAUGAAAGAAAUCAGGAGUGAUAUUAAUGCGUGUGAAAUUUUGUGCAGAUCCAAAUAAAAAUGCUGGUCUACUGA